This is a messenger RNA of Carya illinoinensis, 1102 nucleotides long. RefSeq names its product putative low molecular weight protein-tyrosine-phosphatase slr0328. Gene Ontology annotation, molecular function: protein tyrosine phosphatase activity. Gene Ontology annotation, biological process: protein dephosphorylation. The transcript has 5 exons. The record is from RefSeq and is a predicted model, not a curated record. The coding region runs from base 124 to 888 and encodes 254 amino acids. Lineage: Eukaryota; Viridiplantae; Streptophyta; Magnoliopsida; Fagales; Juglandaceae.
CACUAUCAUCUCGGCCCAUGACUAAGCUGCUCCAUCUCCACUUCGAAGUUCGAGUAGUGAAAGCCAAUCCAAUUCCCACAAUUCCUCCAAGAGUGCACACUCCACUCGAAGGACUCAGGAGGGAUGAGGGCACUGCAAAGUAGUCUGUCAUCCCCUUUACAUUUACAGCGUGGCCACUUCUUCCACCCCAAGGCCCUCUCUCUGAAACCCCAGAUUCCUGUUCUUCUUCCACCAACCCAAUACCCGCUUCUCCAAAACUCGAUUCCUUCUCGAGUUUCUUGCAAACCCACUUCCUCCUUUUCGUUUGGGUCUCUGAUAAAAGCAUCCAUGGCUUCUUCUGCAACACCAGACACAGACGCAGAGGCAGGGACCAAACCCUUCUCUGUGCUCUUUGUUUGCUUGGGCAACAUUUGUAGAAGCCCAGCUGCUGAAGGAGUCUUCACAGACUUGGUCAAGAAAAGGGGUUUGGAUUCCAAGUUUAACAUUGAUUCUGCUGGCACCAUUGGCUACCAUGAGGGAAAUCAAGCUGACCCAAGAAUGAGGACGGCCUCCAAAAGGCGUGGGGUCGAGAUAACUUCUAUAUCGAGACCCAUCCGGCCGUCUGAUUUUAGAGAUUUCGAUCUGAUUCUUGCAAUGGACAAGCAAAACAGAGAGGAUAUAUUGGGGUCCUUUAAUAAGUGGAAAUUUAGAGAAACCCUGCCUGAUGAUGCACACAAAAAGGUGAAGUUGAUGUGCUCCUAUUGUAAGGAACAUGAUGAAACUGAAGUCCCAGAUCCUUACUAUGGUGGACCACAAGGUUUUGAGAAGGUUUUGGAUUUACUUGAAGAUGCUUGUGGAUCAUUGCUGGAUAGCAUCUUGGCAGAAAACAAACAGAUUCAGGAUUCUUAGCACCUGGUAGAAAAGCAAGUUUAUAAUCUCCUGCAUAAGAUUGAUGAGAAAACUGUGUUCUUCAUUAGUGAUCUGAAGUAUUUAUCUCUCAAGAACAGCAUUCAUGUAAAGUCCACCGUAGCUGCUGAGGCCUUUUUUUUCCCACCCAUCUAUUGCCAUAUGAUACUUCCAACUAUUUUUUGUUGAAUUCGUGGUAUCACUUUGUUAAGCUGAA